Messenger RNA from Camelina sativa (false flax), 1277 nucleotides. Its product is annotated as plasmodesmata-located protein 4. The record is from RefSeq and is a predicted model, not a curated record. Gene Ontology annotation, biological process: transport of virus in multicellular host; plasmodesmata-mediated intercellular transport. Gene Ontology annotation, cellular component: plasmodesma. NCBI's taxonomy places the organism in Eukaryota, Viridiplantae, Streptophyta, Magnoliopsida, Brassicales, Brassicaceae.
UCACCAAUUAUAUUAUUAAUAAUCUAUCUCUCUUCCCUGUAGAUUUUGUCUCAAGUCUCAACCAUGGUUGUCCACUUGAUCUCUCUUCUCACACCAAUCCUAGCACUAAUCAUAAUCCUGUCUCUUCCCUCUCUCAUCAACACUUCCCAAUUGGAUUACGACACUCUAGUUUUCAAACAAUGCGACUCAUUGGACGCCAACAUCCUUCAAAAAACAGCAACAAAAUAUUCAGAUUACUCGAAUAAGAAUCUCCUUCUCCGUGCACAAGCCCUUUCUUCUUUCUUACGCAAACUCGAAUCCGAAUCCUCUCGAUCUAAGUUCUACAAGACUCUAGUUGGUAACGAAGAGCACGCCGUCUCUGGAUGGUUCCAGUGCAGAGAAGAUUAUCCGAGUGAGAUAUGCCAUAGGUGUGUUAAUGUUCUUCGUGACAUUUCUUCUAGACUGUGUGGAAAUGCUACUUCAGCUCGUGUUCAUCUCCGAGGAUGUCACUUGAUAUACGAAUUUGAACGUGUUGAGACCCCUAGUGCUCAAGGAGCUAGGAAUCAUCACAACAACCACAAGUUAUUCGAAACCCCCAAACACGGUCUUCUCCACAAGAUAUGUGAUGGAGCAACGGCGGAGACGUUUGUCGGAUUCGAAGAGUUGAAGAGAGAGGCACUCGCUGCAGCUGAAACAGGAGUAGUUGACGGGCACGGGUUCUUUGAGGAUAGUUUCAAACUCCUCCACGUUGUGGCUCAAUGUGAUGGCCACGUUGAAGCUUGCGAUUGCGGUGAGUGCGUCAGUGCCGCGGCUGCUGCAGCGGCAGAAGAGUGUCAGUGGUCCAUCGCGGGUCAGAUAUACUUAGAAGGGUGCUACGUCGGGUAUACAUACCACCCGCAUGAUGUUCCCGAUAAUUCAUACCACGAAGAAGAAGGUUCAAAAGUAAACACGGGGAAGUCGUUGGCUAUAGUUGUAGGAGGAGUAGCGGCAUUGGUCCUUGUUGCUAUCUUUUUUAUGUUCUUAAAGAGCUUGCGUAAAAAAGGAGAUGAUUGUUGAAGAGAGGGUUUACAUCAUAGAGAUGUGUAAGGGUUUAGUUAAUUUUGGACAGCUCCACACAAGUAUUAAUUACAUCUAGUGAUUCUGAUACGAGAUACAAAAUCAUCAUUGACCAAAUCAGACAACUUGUUUUCCUUUUGCUUGACGUAUUCAUCAGUCUUGUAUUUUAGUCUAAACCACACCAAUCGAUGGGUGACUAAACCAUACACCCCUACAAAUCAAAGUUUAGUCUCUAUUUUAUA